Messenger RNA from Plectropomus leopardus (leopard coralgrouper), 329 nucleotides. Lineage: Eukaryota; Metazoa; Chordata; Actinopteri; Perciformes; Serranidae. The record is from RefSeq and is a predicted model, not a curated record.
UUUUGUAGUCGUGGAGCAGGGCUGACCUGUGUGUCUGCUGUGACAUCAUGGACAUCAACCUUCAGUCCCACCGGUUUUACUUCCCCCAGAUCUACUGUGCUGAACCGGGGGCGCAGCCGCAGCUCACUGAGUUCAAAGUCAGUGAGCAGAGUAUCUGCCAGGCGCGGGCCUCCGUCAUGGUCUACGAUGACACCAGUAAGAAGUGGGUGCCCAUCAAGCCUGGACAGCAGGGAUUCAGCCGCAUCAACAUCUACCACAACACUGCCAACAACACCUUCAGAGUGGUGGGCGUCAAACUGCAGGACCAGCAGGUAACGAGCAGCAGAUGA